This is a messenger RNA of Oppiella nova, 417 nucleotides long. NCBI's taxonomy places the organism in Eukaryota, Metazoa, Arthropoda, Arachnida, Sarcoptiformes, Oppiidae. The record is from the annotation of a GenBank genome assembly.
AUGAAAGGGGACGACGAGUGGAAACGGAUCCGCUCUAUAGUCAGCCCUACCUUCACGACCGGGAAGUUGAAGGCAAUGAUGGCUCAUAUAUCGGAUAUCGCCGACCAGUUUGUCACCAAUUUGGGAGUGUAUGCGGAAAAUGGCGAAGUGGUAGAUAUGCGCAAAUACAUGGGUGCCUUUGCCAUGGAUGUGAUCAGCGCCUGUGCCUAUGGUAUAAACGUGGAGUCCAUUAAUAACGCCAAUCAUCCCAUUGUAGUGAACGCUAAGAAGAUCCUAUCCGUGGACUCGAGCGUCGGUUAUAUCGUCUCUGUUUUGUUUCCACCGAUCGCUCGAUUCCUACGCUUAGAGCCGUUCGACAGAAAUGCUCUCAAAUUCUUUGACUUUUUGACGGAAAGGAUUGUCAGACAACGCAACUAA